This is a messenger RNA of Danaus chrysippus (African queen), 3231 nucleotides long. The record is from the annotation of a GenBank genome assembly. NCBI's taxonomy places the organism in Eukaryota, Metazoa, Arthropoda, Insecta, Lepidoptera, Nymphalidae.
AUGUCGAACGUAAAAUUAGCUAUAAGAAUUCGACCUUUCACGGACAAGGAGUUGAAAUCUGAUAAAGACCGUGUACAAGUCGUCAGUGUGAUAGAUGAGACUUCUGUUGCAAUAACGAAUAUAAAGGUGAGUCUAUCAGGCGCUGGUGACAGUCGGGAGCGUGUGCGUCGCUACUUAGCAGAUUAUAGUUUUGAUAGCGCCUGUGCAAAAUCACAUCCUAAUUAUGCGACACAGGAAAAGGUAUUUGAUAGGGUUGGAAAUGAAGUCUUGUCAACGAUAGCCAAAGGUCGUUCAGCCUGUGUAUUAACUUAUGGCCAGAGCGCGACUGGGAAGACCCACACUAUGAUGGGGUCGGCAGAAGAACCGGGACUAAUACCACUUAUUUGCAGAGCUUUAUCCAGACAACAACCCCUGGAUAUGACUGUCAGCUAUCUUGAGAUAUACAACGAGAAAGUUCACGAUUUAUUGGCGACAGAGAUCCUACCACUCAACUCUCUUCCGAGACGAAAAGGUAAUGCGAGGAAGGAUUUGCGCGUGAGAGAACAUCCGACUAAAGGGACGUACGUUCAAAAUCUUCGCAGAGUACCAGUCCACGAUUUAGAGGCACUUUUAUCUGUGGUGAGCGAGGGUACGAGGAGAAGAAGGACUGCUGCAACCAAACGUAACAGUUCCUCAUCAAGAUCACACGCUUUGUUGGAGCUGUCCACUGCUUCUGCUACUUUGCAUCUGGCUGAUCUUGCUGGCAGCGAAAAGUCCGGUUGGGAAGGCUGUGGUGGCAGACAGAAGGAAGGAUCUAAUAUCAACAAAUCAUUAGUCGCUCUAAGCAAUGUUAUAUCAGCACUAGUAAGUGGAGGCUCUGGCCGCGGCAGGUUCGUUCCCUAUCGCGAUUCAGCACUCACGUGGCUGCUAAAGGAGUGUUUCACUGGUGGAGGGAAAACUUAUAUUAUAGCGACUGUAUCACCAAGUGCAGCUUGCUACGGAGAAUCAGCUUCAACGCUUCGUUGGGCAUCACAAGCUAGACUACUACCAGCUCGACCUAACAUCACUAGAACUACAAUAACCAAAUCAGCGAUUCAAGCGCAGUACAAUCAACUUGUAGCUCAAUUAGAAAAUCACUUCAUACAAUACAAACCAGAACUAGGUUUACUGCAAUACGAUGAUAAACAUUGGAAGUUGCAGCUAAAUAAAGCACAAAACUUAGAUGUUUCAUAUCAAGAAGCAAACAUAGGUAAUAUAAUGAAUAUAGGAUAUUCCAAAUCUGAUUCUCGUAAUCCAGAAUCAACUCAGUCUUCCAUCACAAGCGGAGUUUCCGAUAUUGAUAUGGAAAAAAAAUUACAAGUCAGAAAUGAAAUUAAUAAAGAAAUAGACGAACUAUUUGGACCGGCACUCGAAAGAACUAAAAGUGGAAGUGAUAUUGAAGUUGCUGCACCUCUAAGACAUAAAAGACGUCAAUUCAGAUCACAAGAGGUACUCCAAGAUGAAAAACUGUCGCAACGUCUCAAAGAACAUCGUUUAUCUGAUGCUGGUAUUAAUAAUGAACUUGUUGACGAAAAAAAUUUCGACACCACUAAGACACACGUACCAAUACUUUAUGACAACCAACGAGCUGAAAUAAUAGCAUCUGUAACUGAGAGAUUGUAUUCGAAGUUAAAAAAGAAUGAAGAUGUAUCAAAAUCAGAAUAUCCACCUGAUAAAAAACAACAUGAAACUAAGGUUCCAUCAUUAAGCGAGUUAAAAAUCUGCUCUAAUGCUCGACAACGUUUGAUGGAAAUCAGCAAAAAAGCUUUGAGGAACAAAAGAAAAAUAGGUAUACCAGCCCACACUCAAACUCGAAAAUCUGUUAUACGAGUUAAAGAUCAAGGUAUAGACGUCCAAACGGAUCUUCAACCGUAUGUUAUCGGUAAUCAGAAGCGGACGUACUUAUUUUGUCAAGAUGUCAGCACUGAAACAAUUAGUAUGACACCGAGAGUAAAAGAUAUAGCGAUUGGCUCUCAGUAUGGUACAUUAUAUUGCAAAGAUGGAUCAACAGUGACAGAAUGUAGGAAAAUAACUUUAAAAUCAUCCUCUAUGAUGACGGAUAACGUAUUGACAGUCGACCGGUACACACAAACACACAUACAACCACCGCCUCGAAGAAAGAGACGUUUAUCAGCUUAUUCAAAGUAUAUAAAAAAAUUAGAAAGUAUUAAGCCGUCCACAGACGAACAUUAUGCCUCACCUAUUAUAAACAUCAAUAUAUCACCAGUACUCCAAGAAGAUUCUGAAACGCAGUCAUCUGACGAUAUAUCAGAUAACUCACCAAGAAUAAAUGAAGAAAAUGAAAAGAGAAGCGUAGUGACUACACCAGACCUAUUAUCGAAUCACAAUAGUCAUAUAAAGUUAGAAUGCGAUAAAGCAUACAACAAAAAUAAUACUAAAACAAUUUGUGAAUGUGAUUAUUCGAAUACAGCAAGCAAUAUAUCUUCGGGAUCAAUUAAUUUUGACGAUUCAGAUACCGAGGAUUUAAUAUUACCCAGAGUAACAGUUGAUGCUUCAAGAAAAAUAGGGCAAAAAGAUUACGAGGAUUUAAUAUUAGGUUAUAAUGAAGAUGUAUAUCCGUACAAUAUAAAGUUGUCUCCAACCAAACAAAGAGAUGAAUCUAAGAGAGUUAUAAGAUUUAAAGACAUAGAUGUAACACCAGCUGAAUGUUGCAGUGAUGAAUGGCAGAGAAAAGUCAACACAGCCACGAGUGUACCAGAGGAUGUUAAAAUCGAUAGUGAUUUAGAUAACGAAUAUUGUGGAUCGAUAAAUGUAAAUAAAACAGAAACCGAUUCAUUUGUAUGGCACAAAUGCGGUUCAGAUACGAAUGUAACGAAGCCAUAUUCAGAAAGAAAAUCGGUUAAAUCUAAAAGUAUGAAGUCCAAAAUGUAUGAUGAAUUUGAUGAUUUCACCAAAGGAACAUGUUUCUGCGCUGGCGCAUCAAAUAAUAACGACGAUUAUAAUAAUUCAUAUAAAAAUUUAAGGAAAACCAGCUUAAAGAGUUCGAAAACUUUCGAUGUCUUCGAAAGGAAAAUAAAAAGCGCCUGCAAUAGUUUAGAAAAUUCUGUAAAUAAAUACGACGAUUAUUUAAUGAAUUUUAAGGAGAGGAGUAAACAGAAAUACAAAGAAACAGCUAAAAGACGAACUCCCACUGAAUAUUUACAGCAUUUAAUUAGAUUAAGAAGGGAGGCUGUGUCGUCAGAUUCUUUCUGA